Gregarina niphandrodes is the source of this 726-nucleotide messenger RNA. Its product is annotated as putative DNA excision repair protein. The transcript has a single exon. Gene Ontology annotation, molecular function: damaged DNA binding; single-stranded DNA binding. The record is from RefSeq and is a predicted model, not a curated record. Gene Ontology annotation, cellular component: ERCC4-ERCC1 complex; nucleus; nucleotide-excision repair factor 1 complex. Gene Ontology annotation, biological process: UV-damage excision repair; meiotic mismatch repair; nucleotide-excision repair. Lineage: Eukaryota; Apicomplexa; Conoidasida; Eugregarinorida; Gregarinidae. The coding region runs from base 1 to 726 and encodes 241 amino acids.
AUGAAUAACGUAGUAUGGUUACCAGAGACCGUGCAGGAUGGCGUAAUUAUUGCAAGCGAAAAGCAGCGAGAGAAUCCGUUGAUUGCAAAGUUGAAAGAGGUUCGUGUUGAGUUUUUGGCGGAUCUUGGUGUGGAUUUUGUGGUCAGUCGUUCAACAGGUGUAUCGAUUUGCUCGCUACGGUAUUUGAGAAUGUCCACAAUGCGUUAUAUCCAAGAGCGCAUGGAGCUUAGUCGACCACAUUAUAGAGUGUGUAUAUGUUUGGUUCAUGUGGAUUGUGAAGCAGAAGAUGACGUUUUAUUAGAGCUGAACAGACUGUGUUUCUACUUGGAUCACGCACUAUUUUUGACAUGGAGUUUAGAAGAAAUGGCAAACGUUCUAAGUAGCUUCAAAAUCUAUGAAAAGAAACGUGCGGAAGACUACUUACAACCAUACAGAGUGAAACAACUUUCUUAUAUGGAACGCGCACAAGCUUUCCUAUGCGCUUUAAAACCCCUUACCACAAGAGACGCUGAUAUUUUAUUGCAACGAUUCGGUUCAAUAAGGAAUAUUCUUAAUGCCAACAAAACAAUGCUCAUGACCUGCCAUGGUAUAGGACAGACCAAGGCCGACGCGAUCGUGGCAGCUGCCGGAAAUCCUUUCUUCCAAGAUGUUGACGAUGAUGAAGAUGAUGACGACCAUGAUGACCAAACCAAAAUUACCUUACAACUGAACCGGCAACUGGGUUAG